Nycticebus coucang (slow loris) is the source of this 7679-nucleotide messenger RNA. RefSeq names its product contactin 2 (gene CNTN2). Lineage: Eukaryota; Metazoa; Chordata; Mammalia; Primates; Lorisidae. The coding region runs from base 457 to 3579 and encodes 1040 amino acids. The record is from RefSeq and is a predicted model, not a curated record. Gene Ontology annotation, biological process: cell-cell adhesion; brain development. The transcript has 23 exons. Gene Ontology annotation, molecular function: cell-cell adhesion mediator activity.
GGGCUCGGCUCGCUCCCUGGUCCUUAAAUGACAGCAAAUGAGGUAAACCCAGGAGGGUGGGGACGGAAGGGGAUGGGAGGGGGGCAAAAGGAAGCCAUCUCCGGGCCCCUGAGCGUUGGCUGAGGACGGGAGCCAGCCAGUGAGCGGAGCCGGAGAGAGGGAGGAGCACAUCUCGUUGCGGAGAUGCCGCAGUGGCUCCGGGAGCGCACACACACGCUCCCUCACCCGCCACCGCGCCGCGGCCGCCGCACUAGGACGGCCAGCGGCUGAGGCCGGCAGGGCCGAGCGGAGGGCGACGAGCGGCCGGAGGCCCCGGGUCACCGACUCGUCAGCGUCUACCUGCCCGGCCACCACCCUUCUUUCACUCCAGGUCCUUGUCAGCCUCCAGCCAGACUCUCCCCAGGCUGCACUGAGGCUCAUCCCCUCCGAUCCCCACCUCUGCCCAGAACACCCACCAUGGGGACACCUGCCAGGAGGAGGCCACAUGUGCUGCUGCUGGCUGCUGUAACCCUGGUCUCUUCUCCAGCCUGGAGUUCAGUACAAGGAUCCCCGAGCACCUUUGGGCCUGUCUUUGAAGACCAGCCCCUAAGUCUGUUGUUCCCAGAGGAGUCCACAGAGGAGCAGGUGUUGCUGGCAUGCCGUGCCCGGGCCAGCCCUCCAGCGACAUACCGGUGGAAAAUGAAUGGCACUGAGAUGAAGCUGGAGCCAGGUUCCCGUCACCAGCUGGUGGGGGGUAACCUGGUCAUCAUGAACCCCACCAAGACACAGGAUGCCGGUGUCUACCAGUGCCUGGCCUCCAACCCAGUGGGCACUGUUGUCAGCAGGGAGGCCAUUCUCCGCUUUGGCUUUCUACAGGAAUUCUCCAAGGAGGAGAGGGAUCCAGUGAAAACCCACGCAGGCUGGGGGGUGAUGCUGCCCUGUAACCCACCUGCCCACUACCCAGGCUUGUCCUACCGCUGGCUCCUCAACGAGUUCCCUAACUUUAUCCCGACGGAUGGGCGUCACUUCGUGUCCCAGACCACAGGGAACCUGUACAUUGCCCGGACCAAUGCCUCGGACCUGGGCAACUACUCCUGCUUGGCCACCAGCCACAUGGACUUCUCCACUAAGAGUGUCUUCAGCAAGUUUGCUCAGCUCAACCUGGCUGCUGAAGAUACCCGGCUCUUUGCACCCAGCAUCAAGGCCCGGUUCCCAGCAGAGACCUAUGCGCUGGUGGGGCAGCAGGUCACACUGGAAUGCUUUGCCUUUGGGAACCCUGUCCCCCGGAUCAAGUGGCGCAAAGUGGAUGGUUCCUUGUCUCCUCAGUGGGCCACAGCUGAGCCCACCCUGCAGAUCCCCAACAUCAGCUUUGAGGAUGAGGGCACCUAUGAAUGUGAGGCGGAGAACUCCAAGGGCCGAGACACCGUCCAGGGCCGCGUCAUCGUGCAGGCUCAGCCCGAAUGGCUCAAGGUGAUUUCUGACACUGAGGCUGACAUAGGCUCCAACCUCCACUGGGGCUGCGCAGCUGCUGGCAAGCCCCGGCCCGCUGUGCGUUGGCUGCGGAACGGAGAGCCUCUGGCCUCCCAGAACCGGGUGGAGGUGUUGGCCGGAGACCUGCGGUUCUCCAAGCUGAGCCUGGAGGACUCAGGCAUGUACCAGUGUGUGGCAGAGAACAAGCAUGGCACCAUCUACGCCAGUGCCGAGCUGGCCGUGCAAGCACUUGCCCCUGACUUCAGGCUGAGUCCUGUGAGGCGGCUGAUCCCUGCAGCCCGUGGUGGAGAGGUCAUUAUCCCCUGUCAGCCCCGGGCCGCUCCGAAGGCCGUGGUGCUCUGGAGCAAAGGCACUGAGAUUUUGGUCAACAGUAGCAGAGUGACUGUAACUCCAGAUGGCACGUUGAUCAUAAGAAACAUCAGUCGGUCAGAUGAAGGCAAAUACACCUGCUUUGCAGAGAACUUCAUGGGCAAAGCCAACAGCACUGGGAUCCUGUCUGUGCGCGAUGCAACCAAGAUCACCCUAGCCCCCUCGAGUGCUGACAUUAACUUGGGUGACAACCUGACCUUACAGUGUCAUGCCUCCCAUGACCCCACCAUGGACCUCACCUUCACCUGGACCCUGGAUGACUUCCCCAUCGACUUUGAUAAGCCUGGGGGGCACUACCAGAGGGCUAAUGUGAAGGAGACUGUAGGGGAUCUGAGCAUCCUGAAUGCCCAGCUGCGCCACGGUGGGAAGUACACCUGCAUGGCCCAGACGGUGGUGGACAGCGCAUCCAAGGAAGCCACGGUCCUAGUCCGAGGUCCGCCAGGUCCCCCAGGAGGUGUGGUGGUGAGAGACAUCGGUGACACCACUAUCCAACUGAGCUGGAGCCGUGGCUUUGACAACCACAGCCCCAUUGCCAAGUACACCCUGCAAGCUCGCACUCCACCUGCAGGGAAGUGGAAGCAGGUUCGGACCAAUCCUGCAAACAUUGAGGGCAACGCUGAGACUGCCCAGGUGCUGGGCCUUACGCCCUGGAUGGACUAUGAGUUCCGGGUCUUAGCCAGCAACAUCCUGGGCACUGGCGAGCCCAGUGGGCCCUCCAGCAAGAUCCGGACCAAGGAGGCAGCCCCCUCUGUGGCACCCUCAGGACUCAGCGGAGGAGGUGGAGCCCCUGGAGAACUCAUCAUUAACUGGACGCCCAUGGCACGGGAGUACCAGAACGGAGACGGCUUCGGCUACCUGCUGUCCUUCCGCAGGCAGGGCAGCACUCACUGGCAGACCGCCCGGGUGCCCGGCGCCGAUGCCCAGUACUUCGUCUAUAGCAACGAGACCAUCCGGCCUUACACACCCUUCGAGGUCAAGAUCCGCAGCUACAACCGCCGCGGGGAUGGGCCUGAGAGCCUCACUGCACUUGUGUACUCGGCUGAAGAAGAGCCCAGGGUGGCCCCCACCAAGGUCUGGGCCAAGGGGGUCUCAUCCUCAGAAAUGAACGUGACGUGGGAGCCUGUGCAGCAGGACAUGAAUGGUAUCCUCUUGGGGUAUGAGAUUCGCUACUGGAAAGCUGGGGACAAAGAAGCAGCUGCUGACCGGGUGAGGACAGCAGGGCUGGACAUUAGUGCCCGAGUCACUGGCCUGCACCCCAAUACCAAGUACCAUGUGACCGUGAGGGCCUACAAUCGGGCUGGCACUGGGCCUGCCAGCCCGUCCACCAAUGCCACAACCAUGAAGCCCCCUCCACGACGACCUCCAGGCAACAUCUCCUGGACUUUCUCAAGCUCCAGUCUUAGCAUUAAGUGGGACCCUGUGGUUGCUCUCCGGAAUGAAUCUGCAGUGACUGGUUAUAAGAUGCUAUACCAGAAUGACUUGCACCCGACUCCCACACUUCACCUCACCAGCAAGAACUGGAUAGACAUACCGGUCCCUGAAGACAUUGGCCAUGCCCUGGUACAGAUUCGGACCACAGGGCCUGGAGGGGAUGGGAUCCCGGCAGAAGUCCACAUCGUGAGAAAUGGAGGCACAAGCAUGAUGGUGGAGAACUCAGCGGUCUGCCCAGUGCUGCAUCCUGGCACCAUUCUGACCCACUCUGUGGUGAUGCUGGUCCUCAUAGGCUCUCUGGAGCUCUGAUCUCAGCACCCUCCCUCUGCACCACCGCUGGACACCAACUCCGACAGACACAGCCAGCUGGCUCUGGCCCCUUCUUGCUGAAAGGUGGCUCAACACUGUGCCUGAGAGUGAUUGGUUUUAAACACCUAACUUUAAACAGUGCUCUUUUUGUAGGAGGUAGGAUAUUUUAUAUUCUGCCAGAGGUUAGAACCCACAUGAAGAUUUUUUUCUUUAAAUCAAGAAGCACUAGGCAGUAAUGUUCCAUGAUGGUACUAAAUCCUAUGCCUGGACCCUCUACAGUGCCUGGAUGGAAGGAACAGGCCUAGGGGAAGAAGGGGUUUUAAAUACGUAUCUUCAACUCAGCAGAGACGGCACUCCAGGACCACAUAUGGACUCUGCCACUUGAGAGCAGGGGCCAAGGCCCAGCAGGAGAACCAGACAUGAACGGGGCUGAGGAAGUGAAACAAGCCAACAUCACCACCCUUUAGUCUGAGAAAAGGGGCAAACCUUGGGACCAAGAACUCUUCCUACUUUCUCCUCUUGAAGAGCCAUACUGCUGGACCUCGAUGAGGGCCCCUGCAUGCCCAAGUGGCUGAGAACCAAUGCCUUGAGCCUGAGCUCCUUUGACUUUUGGGGAGGAUACUCCAGUCUGCUAGGGGUAGGAGCUGAAAAGGGUUGAGAGACCAGGACACCUGGUGGAAAGGGGUACCAGCCUUGGCCUGAAGCAGUCACAAUCCAGGUGUUGUUACUCUCAUCCAACACUGCCAACCCGACCCUGUCAUCCCCAGGGUGACAUGGCCACUUACAGAGGCUAGGUGGCUAAAGGGCUUGUCUCGGGGAGGUCUACCACCCCACCAAGACCCAUCCUGCACAGUCCCUCCAGGGUUUGGGCUGGAGACAGCCAACUGUGUACCCGCCUCUCUCUCCAGCUCUGCCUGAGACCUGCGGCCACCCCCCAGCACUGACUCAUCCACCUGGGAGAGUAAUACAGCAUUAAUUUGUGUCCUGCAAUCGGGAGGCUUCUGAGAAAGGCAGAGGAUAAUUAAACGUGGCCCUGUAUGCUCCCACGAUUGGCAAGAACCACUCCCCAGAAAUGCCUUGGACUGCUCUUUUGCAUUUCCCCAGAAGGAAAUGGGUUUAAUAAAUGGGACAUCCUAUUUUGAGCUCUGGGUAUAUUAUCAGUCACAGAAUGAUAGAGUUAGCAGAGGCCUUUGAGCUCAACUUUUCCAAACCCCUCACUUUAUAGAUGAGGAACUGAAGGCCCAGAGAGCGUUAGGGACUUCCCAAGGUCACACACAGCGUGUAAGUGAUGGGGCUGAGACAAGAAAUUGACUCUCUCACCUUCCUGUUCAAGGCUCUUUGUCUAUCCAGAGGAAGGAGCGAGUGCUCUGGCCUGGCCAAGAAGGUGGUUAAGGCCAGUGGGGUGUGAAAAUUCUGCUUCAAGGGGAUUGGCAUGGCUGGGUCCCAGCCCAAGGCACAGGCAGAUUCCAGGAGACAUCCAGUCCUACUUUGCCUUCUGAGCCUAGCUUCUGCUGUGACCUCAAGAUGCAGUGUUAGCUUGAAGCUCCCAGUGCCCCCCACCCUUGUCCAAGAAAAGAAGCCAAAGCCAGAACAGAUUCCCCAAAUCCAGGUAACAGUGGCAGUAUGACCAGAAAACCCCAGAGCCCAUGCUUUGACAGGUGGCCCUCCACCAGGAGCAGUGGGACAGGCAUCCUGAAGGGCAAUGUCCCCGGAAGCUCCCUGAGCCUGUUUUCUGUAGUUUACAGUUAGAGUUCUAUUUUGUUAUGGUUUUUUAAACUUUUAAGUCCUGCUCUAUUUUCCUGGGCAGGUUUGUGUUGAUGUUUACCCGCUACAAUUUUUAAAAAAUGUAAGCUCAUUUGCCUUCUGUCACCACUAAACCCAUGUCCCAACCCAACCCCAGGACAGCUUCCCUGGAGCUGGCUGAUCAAAUCCUCUGCACCUGUUCCCACUCCCAUAUGCAAGGGUGCUAGGGGCUCAGGUGUGUGACCAUUCUUCCCUAAUAGGGACCCCAAACUUGGUCUAGCACCCUUCCUGGUCCAUGUUGGCUUUGAUUUGGCCUGCCUGGCUCUCUAUCAGAAAGAAGAUGCUGAAGCAAACAAACGUUCUUCCAAGGCUUAUCUGAUUCUUUCCCCACUGCCUCGGGCUGCAGUGGGGACAGGUGUCUAACUGUUGGGCUGGGAGGGAUGAGCUGGCAAAUUGGAGGCUGUAGCCCCUAAGCUAGCUUGAGACAAGAUACUUACUCAGGACUAAGUACCUUAAUUCUCAGGAGGUCCAUUCAGAAGGGGAGGAAGGCGGACCUGUUGGGGGACCCAGAAAGGGUUUUUAACCAGGAAAACCUAACCGCUGUGCUGACAGAAUCUGAGGAACAUGGAACUAUACUAAAACACAUGUUCCUGCAGUCUAGAGAUUUCAGGUAGAGUACUAGCCAAGGUUUAUUAGGUGGUAGGUGACUUGAGAACAUGCAAGUGUGUAAAAUGGAACAGCCUCUUGCUGGGGAUGGCUUGUACAUGUACUUACUCAGAGAAGUCUAGAUGUCUUCUAGACGUCCUCGUGCUCAAGCUUCUCUGACUUUUGUCUUCUCUGCUUAGUUGGGCUGGUGGGGGCAGGGAGUGUGGCGCCCUCUCACUACGGUCAAGACUCAGUCUGGAGUCUCACCUCUCUGACACACCAAGCCCAAGGAAGUUACACCGAGUAUUCUGUCCCACAGCUUAGUGGCCAAAGGACUAAGGACCAAAAGGUGUUUGCAGGCCAGUUCACACUCCACUGGCCUGUAAACGCCUCUUCAGGCCCCAUGGAGAUGAGAGCCCUCCAUUCUGCAUACGCUUGGGCUCAGCCUGCAGAGCCCUUUGCUCCUUGCCGUGGCUACUAGUCCUUAUUGCUUUAUCAGUCCAGAUGUCUACCCCACCCUCAGGGGAGGGCAGCUCUCUCCAGAUGGAGUCUUAGGGCCCAGCAAGUUCAGAUUAUCUACUUCCAUUCAGGGCAUCAAAGAUACAGACGGUGCCAGCGAGCAGCAAGGCCAUGGGGAAAGGGAAGAAGGGUGGUAUUUUUCUCUUUUGAUAAAGUAACAAUAGGAGAGAGUGAGGCUAGAUGUUAAAAAAAAAAAAGAAAGAAAGAAACUUAUGCAAUGUGAUCCUAGAAUAAGGGAAAGGUUUCUUUUUUAGAGACCUUUGAGGAAUUUUGAUAGCUGCUGAUGUGGGGUCUAACACAGGUGAAGCUGUGACAAGAGGCAUGGGAGAGGCUGCAAGUAUCCUUCCAGGGCUGCGAUUCUUAGAAUCAGAAAGUGUUUGGCACAGGAGUCUUGCUGAGGUUCCUAUAUCUUAAAGGAAGUCAUCGAGGGGUAGGUGCACCAGAAUUCUGGCUACAACCCAUUGCUCUUCCCAGUGUAUGCAGCAUCUUAGCAGUCCCAAGAGCCUCCAGCCUGGACUCUGGACAAAAGCCCAAGAUGGUAAAAAAUGUUUCAACCCCUUACUCUCUUCCCCGGCUACAUAGGAAUCUUCUCUUGCUGGUUUCAGAAUGGGACUGCCAAUUGGGCUGUGUUGGAGAGACAGCAAUAUCCUCACACCUGUGGUGCUCUCUCUGGGCCAGACCUAACCUGGGCUUCAUCCUGGGCAUGAAUGGGGUUGCCAAAGAAGCUUCUAGAGUAGUGGGAAAGGGAUUUGAUGGCCAUUUUUCUAAAGGCCUUCAAAGAGCUCCAUGGAACAGGCACCUGGUGACUAAAGCAUGCCCAUGGACUUGUAUAUAUGGUCAUAGGCUCUGGGAAGGCAGGAUAACAAAGGAAAACUGGAGAGAAUCAAAAUGGGUCAGUUUAACCCACAGCCCCACGCCUUUGGCACUUAGCACCCUUAGAUGGGGUUCAUCCUGCCUGGGCCCCAAGACUCCUCCAACUUACCCACCCCAUCCAGGGCCUACACAGCUUAAAGAGGCUCACAGCUCAGCAAGUGCUCGGGACUCACUGGACCAGUGACUUAACUUGACCAGUGUUUGUUAAAAUGGAACCACUCCCACUGGCCUAUUGUUCCUGUCUUGUACUUCUUGUAAUGCUAGUUAUUUAUUGACUCUGGUAGCAGGCAGUUCUUAAAUAAAGAUGGUUUCUCAACCUG